GUUUUCACCGUUCAUUUCUUUAUUUAUUUAAAGCACCUUUUUCGGUUGAAAGGAAAAAACAAAUACAUAUUUUUAGAAAAUCCUUGAUAAAAAGAAGAACACUCCUCCUCUGAAUGUGCUUCUUCUCUCUUUCUUUCUCACUCUCUCUUAUCUUCUUACCUCUGUAGAUUUCUGACAAUGGAAGCAAACCAAGUAUAUGGUUUCUCUACACUUGUUGUUAUUCUGCUACUGUCACUGACUUUGACAGUGACAUCAACGGACGAGGUUGUUUCUUGUACAAUGUGUUCUUCCUGCGACAAUCCUUGUAAUCCCGUCCCAUCAUAUCCUCCUCCUCCGCCUCCUUCUCGUCCACCACCGUCACCAUCUACUACCGCAUGUCCUCCGCCUCCUUCUCCUCCCAGCUCCGGUGGUGGUGGCUCUUACUAUUACCCUCCUCCUUCUCAGUCCGGUGGCGGAAAAUACCCUCCUCCUUACGGUGACGGCGGUCAAGGUUACUACUAUCCUCCACCUUAUUCAGGAAACUAUCCCACGCCGCCUCCGCCGAAUCCCAUCGUCCCUUAUUUCCCGUUUUAUUAUCAUACGACACCACCAGGUUCCGGUUCAGAUCGGUUUAUGGGUUCUAGUUCUAUUAUGUUUGCUCUUUUCGCCAUGUUCCUCUGUUUAGUAUAACGGUAAAAUCGUCGGAGUUCGCCGGAAAAUACGAAGAAGUCGGAACAAUGUGGCAGAUCGGUAGAUCUACCAUAGCCCUUUGAAGGUUGUAGACAUAAUUGAUCAUGAAAACCAGAUGUUGGAUCAAAUGAUUGAUUAUCUUUUACUUUCUUGAAUCUGUAUAACUCUUUUUCUUGAAAAUUUGUAUUUAAAAGUUUAUUGCUAAUUAAUAUUUUAAUUACUCGAUAUUCAGAAAUAAAUAAUUGUUACUAUC
This is a messenger RNA of Brassica napus (rape), 922 nucleotides long. RefSeq names its product proline-rich antigen homolog. The coding region runs from base 178 to 669 and encodes 163 amino acids. NCBI's taxonomy places the organism in Eukaryota, Viridiplantae, Streptophyta, Magnoliopsida, Brassicales, Brassicaceae. The transcript has a single exon. The record is from RefSeq and is a predicted model, not a curated record.